Molecule: messenger RNA, 934 nt
Organism: Notechis scutatus (mainland tiger snake)
Lineage: Eukaryota; Metazoa; Chordata; Lepidosauria; Squamata; Elapidae
Gene: PENK
Product: proenkephalin
Biological process (GO): sensory perception; neuropeptide signaling pathway; chemical synaptic transmission
Cellular component (GO): axon terminus; neuronal cell body; dendrite
Molecular function (GO): opioid receptor binding
Source: RefSeq, a predicted model, not a curated record
AUGACAUUGCUUCUGAAGUGUUAUUUCUUGCUUUUGGCUCUGAAUGCGUAUCUUAUCCUUACUAUUCAAGCAGAAUGUACAAAAGACUGUGCAUCCUGUGCCCAUCAAUUGGCAUAUCAUGCUGGUAUCAACCCUUUGCCAUGUACACUAGAAUGUGAAGGAAAACUGCCUUCUGCCAAAGCCUGGGAAACCUGCAAGGAACUUCUUCAGAUUACCAAACUGGGCCUUCCCCAAGAAAGCAGCAGCAUCCUAGUGGACAGUCCAAAAGAGGAUGAAAGCCAUUUGCUAGCCAAAAAGUAUGGUGGCUUCAUGAAAAGGUAUGGUGGCUUUAUGAAAAAGAUGGAUGAGCUCUAUCAUGUAGAACCAGAGGAAGAGGCCAACGCUGGAGAAAUUCUUGCUAAAAGAUACGGAGGGUUUAUGAAGAAAGAUUCAGAUGAUGAUGGUUUAGCUAAUUCAUCUGAUCUUCUGAAGGAGCUUCUUGCAACAGAGGAAAAUACUGAAAUAGGACACUAUCAGGACUUGAGUGAUAGUGAUAGUGAGGUCCUCAAGAGAUAUGGUGGCUUCAUGAGAAGCAUAAAGCGCAGUCCAGAGCUGGAAAGUGAUGCCAAAGAGUUACAGAAGAGAUAUGGUGGAUUCAUGAGAAGAGUAGGAAGGCCAGAAUGGUGGCUGGACUACCAGAAAAGAUAUGGUGGAUUUCUGAAGCGGUUUGCUGAUACUCUUUUUCCUUCAGAUGAUGAUGGAGAAAGUUAUUCCAAAGAGGCUCCAGCGAUGGAAAAGAGAUAUGGUGGAUUUAUGAGAUUCUAGCAUUUCUUGUUUUGUCCUUUUGGCAAUCAAAGACUGCCUCAUUGACCAUAAUUUAGUGUAAUGUAUUGCUUGUACUGUACAGUUUUUUACUGUCCUGGUUAAUAAUGCAACCCAUUGUCUGUUAUUUCAG